AUGGGCACGCCACCAUCGGAAAACGACACAGCAAUGUCGUCGAAACCAGAAGCCCUACAGCAAGAGCAGAAACAACCAGAUGGCAAGAUCGGCAUACGAGAACGCCUGAAGCACUUUACGUUCGCCUGGUUCCUCUCCACAAUGAGUACGGGGGGUCUGGCUCUAGCCCUCGCCGAUACACCGCAUCAAUUCCCUGGCCUCUACCACAUCGGUCUAACCAUGUUCUUCGCCAACAUACUACUCUUCCUAGUGCUCUGCACCUGCACAGUCCUGCGGCUCAUCCACCAUCCCACACACUUUGCAUCCUCGUUCUUGCACCCACAAGAAUCCCUCUUCCUAGGCUCCUUCUGGCUCUCUCUGAGUGUGAUCCUGGCUGGCAUCCAAACCUAUGGUAUCACGCACGGUCCUUCUUCUUCUUCACCCUACCCUUGGCUUGUCGACGCUGUGCACGUCUUGUAUUGGAUAUACGCUGCUUUGUCUCUGGCGAAUAGCAUAUUCCAGUACUGGAUCCUUAUUGCGUAUAGUAAGCUAAGGCCGGUGCCGUACUUGCCUAGUAUCUUCCUAGCGGGGUAUUCAGCCAUGUUGACGGGCACGGUGGCAAGUAUGGUUGCGGGCACGCAGCCGGCCCAUCGCGUCAUGGGGGUCCUGGUGAGUGGGAUUGCGUAUCAGGGGUUUGGAUGGUGUAUCAGCUUCAUUGCUGUUGUGUCGUAUGUGAGGAAUAUGUUGGAUCAUGGGUUUCCUUCUGCACAAUUGCGUCCGGGUUUGUUUAUUCCCGUGGGGAGUUGUGCGUAUACGAUUGUUGCGUUGAUUGGUCUCGCAAAUGCGGUUUCUGAGGAUGCAAGUUACUUUGUGAGACAUCCUGCUGCGCCGGAGAUACUACGCGUCCUAGCGUUAUUUACAGGUAUCUUCCUGUAUGUGUUUGCUUUCUGGCUUUUUGCCAUUGCGCUUUUGGGGAAUGUCGGUGUUGUGGGUAAGAUGCCAUUUAGUCUGACGUGGUGGGCUUUCAUAUUCCCGAAUGUGGGGUUCACGCUUAGUACAAGUGUGUUGGGUAGAGAGCUGGAGAGUGAUGGCAUACUGUGGGUAGCGAGUGUGAUGACCGCUCUACUGGUAGUGAUCUGGUUGGUGACGGUCGUGGGAUGUGUCAAGGCUGUUUGGAAGAGAGAGAUUGUCUGGCCAGGGAGGGACGAGGAUAAGAAUCGUUGA
Molecule: messenger RNA, 1203 nt
Organism: Alternaria burnsii
Lineage: Eukaryota; Fungi; Ascomycota; Dothideomycetes; Pleosporales; Pleosporaceae
Product: c4-dicarboxylate transporter malic acid transport protein
Exons: 2
Coding region: 1-1203 (400 amino acids)
Biological process (GO): malate transmembrane transport
Cellular component (GO): membrane
Molecular function (GO): malate transmembrane transporter activity
Source: RefSeq, a predicted model, not a curated record